UUCUAUUUAUCAACCUUUCGAUGUAAACACAAAACACUAUACAUGUACAUUGCAUUUGAUUCAACACGUGAUUGCGAAUUCAGCUUGUUCUCUAUCAGAGACGCAGAUACGGACAUGUAAUGAUUAUGCAGAAUAUACACAAGUGAACAAGGUGUUUAGUCCAUAGUGCGGCGAUGUAUCUGACGGUCGCGAUUCUUGCUUUAUUGGCAAGCAGUGUGCAUGCGCGAAUGCCGAAUAUCCUCAUCCUGCUAGCAGACGACAUGGGCUACAGCGACCUCGGUUGUUAUGGCAACACCAGUGUGCGCACGCCUAACAUUGACAGCAUAGCGCGGGACGGGGUCAAGAUGACCCAGCAUCUGACGGCCGCUAGCGUGUGCACGCCCAGUCGCUCCGCUCUGCUGACCGGAAGAUACCCAGUGCGGACAGGCAUGGCCCCUAAAGGGAUUAUGCGCGUGAACCUGUGGCCGUAUUCCACUUCCGGUUUGCCCGAGUCCGAGGUGACGAUCGCAGAGAUAACGAGGCAGGCCGGAUAUAGGAACGCACUGAUCGGCAAGUGGCAUCUUGGUCUCCAUAGAGACCGCCUGGGCGACCACGCCCACCACCCGCUCAACCAGGGGUUCGACCACUUCUACGGACUCAUAGGUACCAACUUGGUCGACUAUGGACACGAGUUCAAGGUCGUCACACAUGCUCGUCCAUACUGGUACGGUGAGCUUUUCUCCAUCUGGGCCGUCACCGUCACCGCUCUAGUGUGUCUGCUGAAGUUUCGUUACGUUGGUCCGGUGACGUUUCUACUAGCGUUCAUGUUCUGGACGCUGCCCGUGUACGCCAUCUAUUUCCUUUUCGACAACAUGGAGCUCUUCACGAGCUUCUUAUUUCGAAACCACCUGCUUGUUGAACAGCCAAUCAGAUUGGCGGGUUUGAGUCAGCGUCUUGUGAACGAGGGACUCGAGUUUAUGCGGAACGCUACCGACAACGACCUGCCAUUCCUUCUGGUGAUGUCCUGGGUUCAUAUGCACGUGGCAAUAAAGACAAGCAUAGAAUUUCAUGGUAAGAGCUGUCUCGGUCGCUAUGGUGACGGCUUGCAGGAGCUGGACUGGUCGGUGGGGGAGAUGCUUCGGGGACUCCGGGAUGCCGGUGUCGAGGAAAACACUCUCGUCUACUUCACUUCCGAUAACGGGGGCAACCUCGAGAUCGGCGCAGACGGAGGAUACAAUGGGCGCUUAAAGGGCGGCAAAGGUCACGGUGCCCCUGACGGUGGCAUCCGGGUGCCGGGAUUGAUGAAGUGGCCUGGAGUUCUGCGUACCGGGGCCGUAACCGACGAGCCGACCAGCCAGAUGGACAUCAUUCCGAUAAUAGCCGACGCCGUCGGAGUGCCGCUUCCUGUUGACAGGAAGUACGAUGGGAGAGGAAUCUUGCCACUGUUGAAAGAGAAAGUUGCUAUAUCGCCACACGAGUUCUUGUUUCAUUACUGCGGAGAUAAACUGCACGCUGUAAGAUACAGGCCUCGAACUGGUCACACCACGUGGAAGUAUGUCACGCACACCCCGUCUCUACUUCCGGGAAGGACCACGUGCAGAUUUAUGUGCAGCUGCAACAACGCGGUCCCAUUAGCCACUCCAGAUGUUUACGAUAUGACAUCAGAUCCUGGCGAAACAACGCCAAUCGAACCAGAAUCAAAAAUGUAUCGGGAGAUAUCGGCCGCUGUAGAGAGCGCGAUCCGAGAGCACGUGACCUCUCUUGACCCCGUGGAGAGCCAGUUCCGGUGGGACCGCCUGGUUCCUCGCGUCACGUGGCAGCCGUGCUGUAACGGAAUAUUUCCAUUCAACUGUGACUGUGUGGAUAAGAAAUUUGAAAACGCGAAGUCAUAAAGUCGGCAUAUUUAAAUAAAUAUGUGUAUUUGCUGUACUAUGAUAAAUUGUUUCAUUAUGAUAUUAUAACAUACCGUUUCGUUGAUUGCUACAAAAUAAAUAGAAGUGUAGUUGAUGAUGUCCUUCCGUGCUUGAGGAUGUGUUGUAAGAGGACACGGAGUGCGUGCCAAUACUCUUAGCUAAUUGAGUAGAACAGACGAAAGUCAUGAACACAUUUUGACCAGUUCAUCAGAUACAUUCGCACACGAAUGGGGUUGAAUGACGGACACGCAAUGCGAUCACUGUUAUGACUUCAAACUCCUUUCAUGGGCUUGAAUGUCACCUCCCGGUGUAUGACUUUGCCGUGUUGUUAUAUGGUUACGAUCUCCUAACUUUACUAUAAGGCUUAAUAGAUAGUCGUCUUGUUCAGUGGCAGUACUACAGGACGCCUCAUUGUGCAGAUCCUGUUUGAGCAAGUUAUGUAUAGAUUAAGACGAUAUUUUAUUAUUUCGGUUGAUUAUCGAUUGGCAUUCACGAGUUAUCAUCAGGCACGAGUGAAAAUAGUUCUGUUCUACGAUUAGAACUGGAUUAAAAUCAAUAACAUAUCGAACUGUGCUGACUAUUAAAGUGAAUUUGGCAGGGUUGGGGACAAUACUGAUUUAAAAAUCAUUAAAUAUGCAGCCCCGCAGUCGGUAGAGCACGAGACUCUUAAUCUCGGGGCCGUGGGUUCGAGUCGUACGCUGGGCGCUUACGUGUAUUACCUUAUAUAUAAAUGUUCAAUAUGACACUAUAGAAAUUAAAUGUUCGUUCUGUUUCUAUAUAUUUUAUAAAUAAUGUUCAUUGUGCGAAUUAAUUUUUACGAUUAAAUAAACACUUAUUUCCAAAGAAA
Molecule: messenger RNA, 2739 nt
Organism: Dreissena polymorpha
Lineage: Eukaryota; Metazoa; Mollusca; Bivalvia; Myida; Dreissenidae
Product: arylsulfatase D-like
Exons: 8
Coding region: 174-1871 (565 amino acids)
Molecular function (GO): arylsulfatase activity
Source: RefSeq, a predicted model, not a curated record